Molecule: messenger RNA, 3355 nt
Organism: Onychostruthus taczanowskii (white-rumped snowfinch)
Lineage: Eukaryota; Metazoa; Chordata; Aves; Passeriformes; Passeridae
Gene: FAM161A
Product: FAM161 centrosomal protein A
Exons: 7
Coding region: 52-2613 (853 amino acids)
Biological process (GO): cilium organization
Cellular component (GO): ciliary basal body; photoreceptor connecting cilium; cilium
Source: RefSeq, a predicted model, not a curated record
GGAACGGAGCGGAACGGAGCGGAGCGGAGCCGCCUCCCGGCUGCUCUGGGCAUGGAGGACGCGCACCGGGCCGCCCGCCUGGCCGCCUCCUGCCUCCGCACGCCGCUCGACCCGCGCACACGGGCGCCCGCCGCGCUCUACGAGCGGGGACCGCCGCCCGCCGCCGCGCAGGAUGGCUUUGACUUGGAUUCAAAUACCAAGAGAGAGCAGGCCUCCCCUCCAAAGAGAGACUGUGACAAGUGGACAGACUUUUCCAAAAUGCACAAUUCAAAUCAGGAGUAUUACUUGAAGUUGGAAGAGUUGAAGAAUGCCCACAUGGAGACCAUGGCAAAACUGGAAAGUAUGUAUCAGAACAAGCUGUAUUUAAAAGGAGUACAAGCCUUGGAUAAGACAAAUGACACUUCUCCAAAGUGCUGUAGGCCAACUUGGGACAAGAGUUCAUAUCAGCCUCUUAACCUGCACAAAUCCUUUUCAGACUCAGACUUAAGCGAUCCCUUGGGCUCGAGCGUGUCGGACGUGUCUGAUGAAGAAUUAGUGUUUGAAGAGAACGGCAGCGAAGCUGGCUCAUCCUCCUUUGCCAAACAGCAGAUUGAAAAAAUGUGGGAUGGGUUCUGCCUGGAAGACUACAUGUCCCGUGCCAAGCACAGCCUGCCCAGCUCGCCAGCCUGCAGGAAAGCGAAAGUGAAAGCGUGGUCCCCCAGAGUCACCGUGCCCAAGCCCUUCCAGAUGACCAUCAGAGAAGCUCAGAAGAAAGAGCAGAACGUCAAAUCCAAGUCACAGAUUGAGCUGGAAAACCACUUGCUGAAGAAGCAGCUGGAGGAGGAAGCAGAGUGUCAGAAAAAGUUCCGAGCCAAUCCCGUGCCCGCCACCGUGUUCCUGCCGCUCUACCGGGACAUCGUGCGGCGGAACGAGGAGCGCAGGAGGACUGUGAGGGAGAGGAGCAAGCUCAGGCUCCUGGCCACCCAAAAGCCCUUUAAGUUCAUUGAGCGAGAGAGGCAAAGGCGUGAAGCCAGGAAAAUGCAGUUAAAAGACCUUUCCCCACCUGACAAUAAAACCAAAGUGUUCAGAGCGAAACCAGUCCCCAGAUGUGUUUAUAGUCCAGAUUUCCAUGACAAGGUAAAGGAGGAGGAGCUCUGCAGGGAAAUCAGGAUCAGGAUGAGAGCUGAGGAGCUGCUACAAAAUUCGUCUGUACCCAACAGCAGACUGGCCUCAAAAGAGACCAACAAAAAGAAGAAACACAAGAGCACUGAACCAAAGCAAACGGAGCACAAACUCAAGAUCAAAUCGAGCGUUCCCGAUUUUGAACUCCUACAUGAGAAAUUCCAGAAACGCCUCCUGCGCCAAAAAAAAGUGAAACCCCUCACGGUCUGUGAGCCUUUCGACCUUUGUACUUCGUACAUUCCCUCAAAAAAGGACAAGAUCUUGAAGGACAUGCAAGAGGAUGAGGAGAAGUUGAAGGAAACACGGUGGCCCUUUGCCUCUCCGAGACGGAAGCCUCAGAUGGGGCAGUCAGGGGUAAAGCCACCUCUCCUGGCAGAAGGAAAAUCCAGAGCUCCCAAAACCACAGAAUCCACCAGACGACGGCUGCAAGCCCUAAGGAAUUCCCUCGAGGAAAAAAGAAAGCUGGAAGAACAACAAAAAAGGAACAGAAACAAGCAGAAACAAAGAACGAAAAAAUUCCAGAAAAUUGUGAUGGCUCGGGCUGAGGCCAAUGACCCACAUCAGAGCCUAGCUCAGAUGUCUAAACCCAGAUUAAAAACAUUCAGGAACAACGAGAAGCAGAGAAGGCAGGAAUAUUUGCAAGAAUUGCAAGAAAUGGAAGAAAGAGUAAAACAAAUGCCACUGCUUUUUGAAAGAGUCACUCAGAGAAAUGCCAGAAUAGCUGCAGAAAAGUAUUAUUCAAACAGACUGAGAGCACUGGGGAUCUGCCCAGAGUUUGUUUCAAAGAAAGGAGGAGCAGCCAAAUCACUGCAGUUCUCCACUGCUGGAGAUGUCACCUCCAUUGCUGGCAGAGCAAGAGUCACCAAGGUUAAAAUGAAAAAGAUGGAAUUAUUUGAGGAAGCAGCUGGUGGCCGUUCCCAGUCUGAGCAGUCCUGGGAGGAGGAGGAGGAGGAAGAGGAGGGUAAAGGUGUCAAAACCUCCACCCCAGAUGAGCAGGGCAGUGACCUGGAGGAUGGGGGUGAGGCCAGAGGCAGCCCUGGUGUCCUUGAGCCUGAAUCCAGCUGGCACAGUGACCAGGAGGAGGAGGAGGAAGCCAAGGCAGACCUGUCACUUGGCCAUUCCCAGGAGGAAGAGGAAGAGGAGGAGGAAGAGGAAGCAAAGGCAGGCCCAUCAUAUGGUCAUUCCCAGGAGGAAGAGGAGGAGGAAGAAGCAAAAGCAGGCCCAUGUCUGGACCAUUCCCAGGAGGAGGAAGAGGAGGAGGAAGCCAAGGCAGGCCCAUCCCGUGGUCAUUCCCAGGAGGAGGAGGAGGAUGAGUGCAGACCCAGGUCAGAUGGGUCCCAUGAAGAGGAAGCUCAGUCUGACCCUGAAACUGAGGGUGCUUUCCAGUAUGAGGAUGAGGAGUAUGAGAGUGAUGAUUCUGAGGAGGAGGCCAGUGAUGAGGAAGGACACUGAGGAAGGGCUGGGGCUCAGGAACCUCUUCCACUGCUGGCUGUGCUUUUUGAAGCACUUUUUGUAUUAACAGUAUUGCUUCCUCCAGAAACCAUCCCCUCCUGUCCAGAAUUACCACAACACCAAGCAGGUUAUGUUCCCUUUUCCUCUGAGGAAAAAAUUAUUGCAUCAUGACCUUUUACAGCUGCUCCAGAUGAAGAGAAUAACAAAAGAAUUCAAAUUCUUGAAGGAAAUGUUUAAACCCAUCCCUGGUUUGGAAUUCAUUCUGUUCUUGAAUCCUCAAGGCUUCUCUCAUGGCAGCAAGCAAAACAUUUGCCUGAGCUUGGCAGGUAAUAGGCACUCUAAAGAUCAAGGUAUAUUGGUAAAAACUUUAUCAGACACCAGAGAAGAACUUGGUGCUUUGCUACACACCCAAAAUUCUGUGAAUUUGUACCUCUCAGUUUAGGAGACCUGCCCCUGCAGGAAUUCUGUUUGUUUUCCAGUAAGAAAGCUCAAGCUGCUACUAUUCACCAAGAAAAUCAUUUACUUUUGUAUUACUCUUCUUUGUUGCACUCUUCUGUGACAUUGGUGCACCUCUGUUCCUAAAGUGAGCUGCAGCCUCACUGUUUGAUAAUAAUAAAUAAUAAAUUACACAGGGUGCUGUGCAAGUGCUGAAGCUCCAGUCCAGCUCCUCCCAUGGGCUGGCAAAGCCAGGGCAGAUUUUGGAGCAGCAAUUGCCAUUUUAUCCCUGGAAAAGGGGGAUCUU